Molecule: messenger RNA, 630 nt
Organism: Emys orbicularis (European pond turtle)
Lineage: Eukaryota; Metazoa; Chordata; Testudines; Emydidae
Product: claudin-4-like
Exons: 1
Coding region: 1-630 (209 amino acids)
Biological process (GO): bicellular tight junction assembly; cell adhesion
Cellular component (GO): plasma membrane; bicellular tight junction
Molecular function (GO): structural molecule activity
Source: RefSeq, a predicted model, not a curated record
AUGGCUUCUAUGGGGCUUCAGGUGCUGGGCAUUGCCCUCUCUGUCAUUGGCUGGCUGGGCACCAUCCUGUGCUGUGGGCUCCCCAUGUGGAGGGUGACGGCCUUCAUCGGGAACAACAUUGUGGUGGCUCAGAUCAUCUGGGAGGGGCUGUGGAUGAACUGCGUGGUGCAGAGCACGGGCCAGAUGCAGUGCAAGGUCUACGACUCCAUGCUGGCGUUGCCCCAGGACCUGCAGGCGGCUCGUGCCCUGGUGGUGAUCGCCAUCGUGCUGGCCGUGCUGGGCCUCCUCCUGGCCAUCAUUGGAGGGAAAUGCACCAACUGUGUGGAGGACGCUUCUGCCAAAGCCAAGGUCAUGAUCGUCUCUGGAAUCAUCUUCAUCAUUGCUGGCAUCAUGAUCCUCAUCCCGGUCUCCUGGUCAGCCAACAACAUCAUCCGGGAUUUCUACAACCCUAUGGUCACCGAGGCGCAGAAGAGAGAGCUGGGGGCCUCCCUGUACAUCGGCUGGGCUGCAUCUGCUCUCCUGCUCAUCGGGGGGGCCCUGCUCUGCUGCAGCUGCCCCCCCCGGAAUGAGAAACCCUACUCUGCCAAGUACACGGCUGCUCGCUCGGUGCCGGCCAGCAACUACGUCUAG